Messenger RNA from Podarcis muralis (Common wall lizard), 2804 nucleotides. It is a transcript of the gene MIIP, whose product is annotated as migration and invasion inhibitory protein. The record is from RefSeq and is a predicted model, not a curated record. Gene Ontology annotation, biological process: negative regulation of G2/M transition of mitotic cell cycle; negative regulation of cell migration. Lineage: Eukaryota; Metazoa; Chordata; Lepidosauria; Squamata; Lacertidae.
AACGUCCAGGGGUCCUUUACCAUAGCAAUGGAGGAAGAGCAUACUAGGAAAAAGAGAAAGGGAGAAAACCAUAUGAGCCAAGAUUAAGUGACUUCCCUUGUUCCUGGCAUGCACAUUAUAAAACAUCUGGAUCAGAAAACAUGAAAGUAAAGAAGCACGUAGACAGGAAUGGUGUGUUUCCAAAUAUCCAAAGUUUGAGAAGAUGCUUGUUGAAGAUUUUACUCGCUGCAUAAGAAAUGAAAUCGUGCCACACCAUAGAAAAAGAGUACCUUGAGGACUAGUAACUUGCCUUUUUUAAAAAAAAUAAAGGAGGGCACUAGCUUGGUGGUGCUGUAAGACUCCCCAGCCCCCCUGCUCAGUGCAAGGAACCCACCAGCCCUCUAGGAACAUCCCACGCUCUGGGAAUUUUACUCUUUUAAGUUUGUAAAGCAGCAGCUGGCAUUAAAAAAUAAAAAUAUUCCAUCAACCCUAACCCAUUGCUAUGUAUGCAGUAAUAUAGGCGGUCCAUAUGUCCAAAUAUCCAAAUGGGGUUGAUAAUUAUAAGAUAUCCAUUUAGCUGUGGAAGGAGAUAUUGGGGAGAAAUUGGAUGUGUGGCAACCCUAACAGAAACACACACACUGCUGCUCUUGACAUUUAUAUAUUAAGACAAUUUUGGAUUGAAGAGUUGAUCUAACAAACAUCUCGAUAAGAGGGUCUCAAUAAAAAGCCUAUAAAGGGCAGAUCUCAAAUGGCCAUUUCUUUCAUACAUGGCAUGAUUUAAUUUCUUACACAAAUAUUGAGGCCCAACGUCAUAUACCGGCAUUGGAGGCGGGAAGAAAUGAAUGGGAGCCGCCCCUUUAAGAGUGAAAGUAACAGGCGGUUGGUGCAAUGCAUGCUGGGUUGGGAAGGCGGAGCAGGCCAAUCAGGAGGCGUUCGGAAGCUUGGCUUUUGCUACAUAGUAGGAAACCGACGGGAGAGUUGAAUGGCAAGGAGGUGAGAAGAUGGACCUGGAGAGGCUGCGAAACUUGAACCAGGACCUCCUGCGGAGGCUGAGGACGAACCAAGAGGAGUUCAGGGAGCGGGUUCGAGUCAAGCUGUUGCCACCAUCACAAAGAGCAACUCCUCAAGGCGCGUGGGUCUCAGACAGCAAGGGCGAGAGAGAGAACAGGGAACGUUUUCCCAAAGACGCAGCUGAUUCUGCGGUGAUUGUGUCCGUGGAAGUGAGUCCCCGGCUGGCACGGCGCAACUUCGCCUCCCCCUCGAAACCGGCCGUGCCGCAGGGCGAGCGAGAGGACCGCCCCCGAGGGGGCUUGUGUCCCAUCACCCGCCAGACUGAGGUGAUCCACAUUCCAUCGGCCGCAGCAUCCGCCGGAUCGACUCACAAAACCGCGAGUGGCGGACGCCCAAAAGGACCGAGGAAGCCCAGGGUAACCGCGGGGCACGCGGAGGCAAAAAGGCGUCCUCCAUGUUUGCACGGCUUGCCAGAGAUGGACAGGCCGCAGGCCAGAGAGGAGGCGAGCCCAGGGCGAGCCAAAGAGGGGAGAGGCAGGGCAACAGUUUCCGUGCGGAUGUCGCCAGCCCCGAAACCAAUCCUGCUCACGCCUCAAGCCAAGGAAUCUAAAGAGAAAUCGAAGAAGGAAUCUGGGCACGUGACGUUCAUGUCUGACCCUGAGGAAUACGCCAUCCCAGCAGAUGACUGGUCGGUCCGCCCUUUCCUGGGGUACGAUUGGAUCGCAGGGCUGCUCGACAUGGACUCCUCCCUCUCUGAGAAACCCAAUCAGUACUUCUCCGAGCUGCAGGAAUUCCGGAAGGUGAACCGGGAGGCUUGCUUCUAUGACCGGGAGUUUCGAUCAGACGGACUGGGUUCCUCUGCUCACAAUCAAGAAUCGGACAUGGACCCGGGUUCCCAUCAGUGUGUCUUCUGUUACCGGUUGAAUAAACGCCUUUUCGCGACGCCUCUGGAUCUGGAGUAUGCCUGCCCCAUCUGCAAAACCCCCAGAGCCCACCGGCCUCCAGAGACUCUGGUGGAGCCUGCGUUUGUCAGGGUCAGCAUCCCAAGAUCCACUUUGCUCCCUGCCUACAAGCACAAGAUCCACCGCAGGAAAAGCUAUGAGCCUGAAGACAACCUGGCGUUGCCCUCGCACUGUUUGGCUGGUUGGGAGAACCCUGUUCAAGCUUUCAGCCCCACUCUGAGCAGCCUCGACCUUCACUCAUCCCUCGGGGAUGCGCUGCCUGGCCGUACGAAUCGGAGGCAGCCAACUUCCACUGGAACCCCUGGCAGCCAUGGGUCUGCAUGUGUGACUUACACAAGCAGGCCCGGAUCCGGCACUUUGUCGUGUGGGCCAUGAACAUCACGCUGGACCUCAAGGCCUCCGAGUUUUGGCAAGAGAAGCCCUGCAACCUGGACGACUGCGUCACGUGCUCGGUGGUCGAAUGUCCAGGCAGCGGCGAGCGGUCCGGCUUCGUCCCGCAGUUCCGGGGCCUCUCGUCCCCCAAGCCCCACGAGGUUGAGAUUCCUCUCCCUGUCCAUUUGGAAUUCCCUUCCUAUGACAGCCUCCCCGUCGUCGACGACACCGGACAAAACGGGCAGCCGUAAGACCCGGAGAUGUUGACUUUAAGCAAAGGCGUCUUGUCACCUCGGACUCCCACUGAGUUGUCGGGCUCGCUUGCGGAGGGCAGCAGAGGCCUGGACCGCGGCAAGGAGCCGCCCGAAAGCCAACUCGCCUAGGGCAAUCCUGGACAGAGAUCCAGGCGAGCCCAUUGCUACAGCCCCUCAUGGGCUCUGUUGGAGUCUUUGGUUGUCAAUAAAGUCAGACUGAAACAAA